Molecule: messenger RNA, 379 nt
Organism: Aspergillus homomorphus CBS 101889
Lineage: Eukaryota; Fungi; Ascomycota; Eurotiomycetes; Eurotiales; Aspergillaceae
Exons: 3
Coding region: 126-323 (65 amino acids)
Source: RefSeq, a predicted model, not a curated record
GUUGUAGAGCUGCGCCAAAGGUGCAUUCAGCUUGACCAGGAAGAAGUUGUUGACGCCCGGGUGUCCGACAUCGUGACCAAUCGCCGAGAUCAGCAAGGUCAGGGUGUCGAACGGCGUAAGCAAGGAUGCGAUCGGGCAUUUCUCGCCCGACGGUGGGCCGACCGACCGAUAAGGGGGCAGCGCGCCGAUAUGAAGCAAAAAGCAAAAGACGGACUGCAGAACGUCUAUGGCAUGGCGGAAAUUGUGGUAUAGAACAAACGAAUUAUAGGAGGCGCGACAGACGAAUUCACGGCAAUGGCCAUGCACUUACCCGGGGCUCCUAAGACCAACUCGUCGUCGGAGAACCCAUGGGCGGUGAAGCUCCAUUUCCCGAUCUGUU